CACGGAAGUGACGUCCCGUCGCGGCCAUCUUGGUACACCCACCGGUGCUCUGUCAGAUCAGGUAACCCGUCAGAAAAACAUGGCGGCGUCCAGGGUGCAGCACGUUGUUGCGGAUUCCGGGGCUUUCCUGAGGAAUGCGGCGCUCCAGGAUAUCGGCGCUUCUAUCCACACGGUGCGGGAGGUGGUGAGCGAGAUCCGGGACAAGGCCACCCGGAGGCGGCUGGCUGUGCUGCCCUACGAGCUGCUCUUCAAGGAGCCCAAACCGGAGAGCGUGCAGAUAGUGACGGAAUUCUCCAAGAAGACCGGAGACUAUGGCAGCCUGUCCGCCAUUGACAUCAAGGUUCUGGCUCUCGCUUACCAGCUUGAGGCCGAGCAUGUCGGACGGGAUCACAUCAGGACGGAACCGACUAGUAAGGUCUCUGUCAGCACAACAGUUCGGCACCCAGAAGCUCCUGUGAAUGUGGUCGGCUUCCACUUCCCAUCCAAGUCUGCAGGUAAAAAGGAAGGCUCAGUGAAGUCCCCGGUGGUGGAGGAGAAGAAUGACACCACUCAGGAGAACAAAGAGUUCGAUUCUUUCCUUUUUUGGAGGAGCCCCUUGCCCAGUAUAGAAGAUGAUUUGGCAGAACUGAUGAAUGCCCAGGCCGUGUCAGUAAUUGCCAUCCCUGAGCCGGUGAAGUCACCAGACAAGAGGGAGGAGUCACCCAGCACCUCUGGGGAUGAAGGGGGGGAACAUGAUCACCAUGAUGAAGAUGAUGGAGGAGGUUGGAUUACACCUGGGAACAUCAAACAAAUCCAGCAGGACAUGGGAGUCCUCGAGGCUCCGGAUAAUGUGGUGGUCGGCUGCUUGACUACGGAUUUUGCUAUGCAGAACGUCCUCAUCCAGAUGGGACUCCAUGUGUUGUCUGUAGAUGGAAUGCUGAUCCGCCAGACCAGAAAUUACAUAUUGCGUUGUCAUGGCUGUUUCAAGACAACUUCUGACAUGUCCAAAAAUUUCUGUCCUCAUUGCGGGAAUAUGACCCUAAAGAAAGUGGCUGUGUCUGUGGAUGAGGAUGGCGGGCAGCACAUGCAUUUCUCCAGGAACCCCAAAGUCCUGAACACCCGGGGCAUGAGGCAUUCAUUGCCCGCCCCUCAGGGGGGAAAACACGCAGCAAACCCGCAGUUGGUGGAGGACCAGAAUUUCCCCCAGCAGCGUCUCUCCAAAAAGGCGAGGUCCAAGACCGACGUCUUCAACCCGGAUUACAUCGCCGGAGCUUCGCCCUUCGCGGAAAACGACAUCUACAGCCGCGCCGCCAACCUAAACAUCAAAGACGCGGCGCAGGGAGCUGGCCGCCGCCGGGUGAACCCCAACGCCUCCAGGAAGAAGGGGGUGAAGAAGAGAUGAGAAGUAGAGCGGGAAUCUUCUCAGCUUUCACUGUAUUUAUUCAAGCGGUUCCUUCUGUAAAAGUUGAACCUUGGAUAGAAAAAAAGUGACAAUUUUUAAUGUUGUAACCUGCUUAGCUUAAAAAUAUGUAAUUUUCUGGAGUGAUGAAUGUAGGCCGGUCCACGGUGCAUGCUGCUGAGUUCAACCUGGCCGAGACUGCCCAGGAUUGGUGAUUUGCCGGUCAUGUGAUAUCAGGAAUGAUCACUGUGUUGUCUGAGCUCCAGAAUACACUUCCACCACGAAAAUGCAGUGAAAGAGGAGCAGAUGUUGUUUUUGAGCUAGCAGCUUUGACAUGUAAUCAAUUCACAUUAGGUUGGAUUUGAAUAUUUUUUCUCUAGAUGGGGUUCUCUGUGAUCAAGCGCGGUCUGCUAAAGAGAACCUCAUCCUGGCUUUCAGUGUAAGUUUGUGCCUCUGUGAGGAAUAUUAAAACAUAAAUAAGUAAUGGCGAUACCGGAACAUGGCUGGUUCAAACCUAACCCCAUGUCUACUCUUAACCGCCGAGCCUCUUUAUGAGAUUUGGUGUUUACAAGUUAAAAACUGUUUUUUUUUUUUUUUUU
Molecule: messenger RNA, 1977 nt
Organism: Rana temporaria (common frog)
Lineage: Eukaryota; Metazoa; Chordata; Amphibia; Anura; Ranidae
Gene: NOB1
Product: NIN1 (RPN12) binding protein 1 homolog
Exons: 9
Coding region: 80-1381 (433 amino acids)
Biological process (GO): ribosomal small subunit biogenesis; maturation of SSU-rRNA
Cellular component (GO): preribosome, small subunit precursor
Molecular function (GO): RNA endonuclease activity
Source: RefSeq, a predicted model, not a curated record